AUGUCUACCGCAAAUGCUGCUAAGAAUAUGUUCUACAAGAUAACUCAGACGAGGUCAACCAUUGGAUGUCAUCCAAGAAUCCGUAAAAAUAUUGAAGCCUUGGGCUUAAAGAGGAUAAACCAAAUUAUUUAUCAAAAAGUAUCACCCUCUACUGCUCAUAGAAUUAGCGCUGUCAAAGAAUUAGUCAAAAUAGAAUUAGUCGACAAACCCAAGACAAAAGAAGAGUUGGCGGCUGAGAGAAAAUUCAACCCUGGAUUUGAAAUUAUAAAAGGUGACAUGCUUAAUAAAGUAUACCAAUAA
Molecule: messenger RNA, 300 nt
Organism: Debaryomyces fabryi
Lineage: Eukaryota; Fungi; Ascomycota; Pichiomycetes; Serinales; Debaryomycetaceae
Gene: MRPL33
Product: mitochondrial 54S ribosomal protein uL30m
Exons: 1
Coding region: 1-300 (99 amino acids)
Biological process (GO): translation
Cellular component (GO): large ribosomal subunit; mitochondrion
Molecular function (GO): structural constituent of ribosome
Source: RefSeq, a predicted model, not a curated record